Molecule: messenger RNA, 468 nt
Organism: Aureobasidium subglaciale EXF-2481
Lineage: Eukaryota; Fungi; Ascomycota; Dothideomycetes; Dothideales; Saccotheciaceae
Exons: 3
Coding region: 1-468 (155 amino acids)
Source: RefSeq, a predicted model, not a curated record
AUGGCUGCCAGAUCCCGUCUUCCCCUCAUUGCCGGCCUCGGUGCCGCCACCUUCGGUGGUUACUACAUGUACAGAGCUGGUGGCUCUCCCAAGGUUGCCGAGAAGCAGAUGGAAGCCGACGCCGCCCGUCUCUCGUCAUCAGUAAAGAACGAGCUGCCCGGCAAGGCCAAGGAGCUCAAGACCGACGCAAAGGUCUACGGCGAGCAGAUUGGUCAGAAGAUUGACAGCGCCGUCAAGGACGCCCGUGACAAGACCCGCGAGUUCGACGCCAAGUUCGAGACUUACCGCGCCGACGCCGAGAAGAACAUCGACCAAUACAAGAACAAGGCCAACAAGGAAUUUAACAGCGCCGUUGACACCUUCGACAAGAAGGUCGGUGAUGCUGCCGCAAACGCAAAGGCUUCAGUCGAGGUCAACGCCGAGAAGGCAAAGAGCGGCUUCUCAAGCUGGUUCGGCAGCAGCAAGUAA